CCACAGCGACCGCCGCCGCCGGUGUUCUGUCAAAUUAUGCUACCCGGUGAAUGCAUGGAUCUAUUAAUAAAAUCUGAUGAAUGUCCUACUUUGCGUCAAUGCGCAUGCGCACCAGUCAACAGCGUCGACUUGACUAAAACAACACGGAAUCGUCCUACAGCUGUUUAAGAAGAAAACUGGGAAAACGGUAAUAGAUGCCUAUUUGCACAUCUUCAUUGAAAAGCACAAGAUUGUCAACAUCCCCAAGAAGGCCCUCAUCCUUAUUGAUCCCUUUGGGAAAGAGGACUAUUAUUCAAGAAAAGUUCUCCACAACUGGAGGAACUACCUUAAAAGGAUGGAGAGAAGGGGCUGAGGCAUGGCAGGUGGAGACUGUGCACCACAAUAAACAGCAGGAUGCCAGUAGCUGCAGAGUUUUGGUUAUGAAGUUUGCAGAAAACUUCAUCACUGAGGAAUCCACAGAGGUCGUCACCACAGUGGAGGCUUUGCAUGAAUACAGGAAGCAGAUUGCCUGUAGCCGGCUACAAAAUCCGGGCGAUGCAAAAGAUUACUGCAUAGUGUGCGCCCUGCUGGAGUGCGAUCCAGAGCACAGCAUGAUAGGAAUGGUGCAGUGUGGGACAUGUCAUCAGUGGGCCCAUUUGGAAUGCGCCAAGUACACCGACGAAGAAAAUUACACCUGUCCAAAAUGCUUGUGA
Cololabis saira (Pacific saury) is the source of this 692-nucleotide messenger RNA. RefSeq names its product E3 ubiquitin-protein ligase SHPRH-like. Lineage: Eukaryota; Metazoa; Chordata; Actinopteri; Beloniformes; Belonidae. The record is from RefSeq and is a predicted model, not a curated record. Bases 195 to 692 code for a protein of 165 amino acids. The transcript is spliced from 7 exons.